Porites evermanni is the source of this 5923-nucleotide messenger RNA. NCBI's taxonomy places the organism in Eukaryota, Metazoa, Cnidaria, Anthozoa, Scleractinia, Poritidae. The record is from the annotation of a GenBank genome assembly.
AUGUGGCUGUUAAAAUUCAUUCUUUUUGGCAUUUUGGGCCUCGUUAUUGGUUUAGUUGUCCUUUAUAGAAGAUCGAGAAAUUUUAGGUUCCAUAUCAAGUAUUUUUCCUUCAACUGUUUCAUGUUGUUUGCUGCAAUUUACGCUUUGGUGAUUGGAGUGUUUCACCCGUUUGAUGUGGAAAACUGGAGUCGUGCCAAAGGUCUUGUUUACAACUGUUUGGUCAAAUUUUUUGCUAUACGUGUCGAUGUUGAAGGACUUGACAUUUUUAACUCUCUCAGUGGAAAGAAUUUUGUUGUGGUAGCAAAUCACCAGAGUUCUUUGGAUAUGUUUCCUUUGCUAAAGACUACACCGCGUAGAACCACUUUCCUGGCGAAGAAAGAAUUACUAUUUGUCCCAUUGUUUGGUUUCGCGGCUUGGCUCUACGGAGUCAUCUUUAUCAACAGAGGACAUUCUAAGAGCGCUAGGAAUGUUAUGGACAAGACUUUAAAGAGGAUCCUUGAGGAAAAGGUACAUUUGUGCGGUAGAAAGAUGACGAAAAUGACCUUUGUAUCCAUACAUUGCUAUGCACGCUUACGCGUUUCGCAAUAAAAACAAGCUGAUGUUCCAACAGCUGGUGGGAGGGGCGGGGGUUUUGGGGCGGAAUGGGGACAGGGGUAGAGGCUGUGGUUGCUUAGUGGGCUGUGUUUUGAGACAAGGACAUAUAUGUAAACACACCUUUUCCCUUUUUUUUUCAACUUUUGGCAUGGACAAGUUAGGGAAAAUCUGCCGACACCACUGAAAAGAGUGCCUUAAGAUUUAUAGUAUUGCCUAGUUUGAAAGUUAUUUGUUGAAAACUAACACAGAUAUAGCUCCUCAAAGUUGCAAAAUUUUAUGGAUGUUUGUAUUGUGGGCGGCACAAACUUGCCCCCCACCAUACAAACAUCUGUAAAUUUUGCAAAUUUGUGGAGCUUUAUCUUCACUUGCUUAACCCUUUAAGUCCCAAAAGUGACCAACAUCAAUUUUCUCCUAAUGAUAUCCAUACAAUGUCAAGCGAUUAGGUUGUGAGAAUUAAUUAAAUGAUCACCUAAGAGAAAAUGCUUUGAUCUUUUCUCAAAUUCUCUCAACUCAUUCUUUAAAGAAAUGUAUAGAGAUCAGUUUGGAGAAUUUGCUUGUGGAUAUUGGGGCUUAAAGGGUUAAGAUGUAUCACUUUCAAAUUUGGCAAUUUUGCUAAAAUUAAGGUGCUCUUUCCAGUGGUGUCGACGGAUAUUCCCUAACUUGUCCAUGUCAAAAGUUGAAAAACUGUGAAAAGGUCUAUUAGUUAUUGAAGGUUAUUUCUUAGUUCACUUUAGCCAACAGCCCAUAACUUAACGAAAUAUUUACCACAUAGGUACUACUUUAACACAAGUUAAGAAGUAGAAAAUACAAGAAGGGGAAAGUUGUGGCUGGAGAGUGACUAAAUUCUCUCAUGAGAAAAGCUGCAAAACAAAAUUUUGUUUAAGGGUAUGAUAUUAAAAUAAUUUGAUAUAUUAAGAAAUAAGCACUUUUUUAACAGUUCAAUCUUUCACAUUUCAAAUUCAUUUUAAAAAUUAUGUACCUUUGUAGAAAUGCUGAUGUGAUCUAUAAAAUGAGCUCAUCAGUGGAAUUCAAAUGUUGUAAAUGAUAUAUAAUUUAAUAAUAAAUAGGGUGAAAUCUCCCCAAAGGGUAUAGGGCUAAUAAGGUUGUGUAAAUUCAAAGGGAAAGAAUGGUAUUAGUUCAAGACAAUAGAGAGGAGAAGUGUGACGUCAUGUUACCAUGGUAGCACAAUUUCUGUAUGACAACAAAACCAGCAACCACGGCAACGUUAAAGAGAGCGGCAAAAAAUAAUAUGUUUAUAUUAACAAUCAACAACUUUACACAUGCAUCAGGCUGUUUUGUACAUUUGUUUGCCGUUGUUGCACCACUAUGACAUGAAACUUCCUAAUUUCAAGAGCCCGCUUUAUGGAGUUGGUGAACAAAUACAAAAAUUGCCGCUUUUUUUUUCUUAACUUAGAUAACAAUGGAUGCGGCCCAAAAGAAAAUUUCACAAAGAUUUGACUAAUUAAAUGAAAUAGUAUAAGGUUGGUGAAGUUUGAAAUAGUGCGAAUAGACUUUUAAGUGACUUUUUCGGUUUGUUGUCAUCCAAAAUUUUUGCUACCAUGGCAAUGUGACGUAACGACUUCUCCUCUCUAUGGGAAAGCAGACAAAAGUUCUACUACGUAAGUGGUCACAGAUGUCUGUGGGUGUUUAUUCUUAUAAUUCUGUUAUAAAGUUGUAAAAAGUGAACAAUGUGGGGAAAUUUUGGCAGCUAUGUCCAGAACUUCAAACUCCAGUAAGGUCGAGAAGUUUAAUUGUUUUUGUUUGCUCUGACUCCAUAGACUCUGGACUGUCAUGAGAACACUUCAGCUUUUUUCUUUUCAGAUAAAUGUUUGGAUUUUCCCAGAAGGAACCAGAAGCCAGUCUGGUACUCUUCUACCAUUCAAGAAAGGGGCAUUUCAUUUGGCUCAACAAACUCAGGUAAAGUAAAAAAUGACUGCUUCUCUAGGAUUGCAUUCUUUAGUUUCAGUGAAACAUUCUCCCAAUAUAAAAUUUAGAUUUACAAUUAUAGAGACAGGAAGUUAAGUUGUUGCUCUAACUCCUGUGCCAUACCUGUCUGGGUGUAAAAACUCAUUCCAUAAACUUUGGGAGUUAACUUCUCCCAUUCUGACCUACUAGUCUCAACCAGGAAGGAAAACAAUGAUAAAUAAUAAAUUUGUUGACAUCAGCUUAGUUGAUGAGGUCAAUCUACCAAUGUAAAGAGUUUAACAAGGUGCCAUUACAAGCACUAGCCCUUUUUGUGCAUCAGGGUGAAUAAUGAAGGCCUAGUAUUUAACCCAUUCGCUCCUGGAGAUUUUGCCGAAAAACGCGUUUUGAAGCUAGUCGAGUGGUUUUCUGGUCACUGUCGUGCUAUAAAGAGCUAAAACUUACCACAAACUGGUUUACAGGUCGUACACUAACUCUUCAUGGCCUUCUGAUCCAGAUGCAACAUGUCAGCUUGCGAAGUUUGGGCAUGCGCAGAAAGCAAAAUUUCGAGAUAGUUUUGGGGUUUAAAAGUGACACAGGAGUCUUGACUUUUACUUUUCACUUUCUCUCCUCCCCUCUUUUUUCGCGUUCCUUGCCUCAUUUAAUUGUUUCUCUUGCUGGGCAUUUAGUAGGCUUCAUUUUGGUGGGAAUAGUUUUUAGGAAAGCUUUUAGGAUCUUAGGAUUAGGUGAAAGGAAAGGUAGCUGGGCAAUGGAACAAGAUUUUCAUGGAGAUUUUCAGGUCAAUGUUACAUGGUUUUUUGCCUCUUCUUGACUCUUAAAACUGAUGACGUCACAAAGGGUAGAAAGGACGUGGAUCCGCAUGGGCGGUUCAGGGGCGAAUGGGUUAAAAUGUCAGCUUUUCAGUAUUUUAAAGGGAGUCUGAGGAGUACUUAUUUGUUUGUUAGUUUGUGGGGGGGGGGGAGAGGGGGGAAAAAGGGCAAGUAAAAGCCAUACUUUGUUAAGGUGGCUCGAUACAGUUUUUCAGGGCCAAUACCUCCCAAGUUUGAGCAUAAACUACAUCGACAUAAACAAAGUUUUGAAAAAAUUGCCACCACAGUUGUAUUAGAUAAAGAUGAAAAUUUGUUAUGAUCAGGGCUGCAACAGCAUCGGAGUUGUCAUAGCACCGAAAUGACGCUAUUACCUAUUUUACUUGCAGCAGUAUAUCUCGGCACUAGGAACUGAACUUCCAAAAUCAUUCACGGGAGCUUUUUCCUCCAAUAGCGGCCUCGAUGUUUGUGAAGUUUAAGCGAAAUCUGUAAGAGCGUUAUCGAGAUAUUUUGGGAUGAAGAUUUCGCUUAAACUUCACGAACAUCGAGGCCGCUAUUGGAAGAAAAAGCUCCCGUGAACGAUUUUGGAAGAACAGUUCCUAGUGCCAAGAUAUACUGCUGCAAGUAAAAUAGGUAAUAGCGUCAUUUCAUUGUUAUGACAACUCCGAUGCCGUUGCAACCCUGAUCAUAACAAAUUUUCAUCUUUAUCUAAUACAACUGUGGUGGCAAUUUUUUCAAAACUUUGUUUAUGUCGACGUAGUUUAUGCUCAAACUUGGGAGGUAUUGGCCCUGGAAAACUGUAUCGAGCCACCUUAACUACAUUCUGAAAUAUCAAAUUGUUGCUGGCAAGUGAAGUCAACAAGACAAGUUCCAUUAGUGCAUUGAAACCUAACUGAUUUUAAUCGUUAAAAACAUAGAUGGCUUAGAGAGUUGAGUUACAUGUACAUCUAAGUCAAUAUUGAAUUAAGACAAAGGACUUGUCUUGACCUUAGCUAGUUUGUCUCCCUUUUGUAAUGCCCUCUCUUCUAAAACAUUCCGGGUCUGAAAUUAACUUUUUGAUGCAGGCACCAUCUGGCGACAUAUUAAAAACUUAAGGUAGCCAGAUGGCGUUAGCUGGUCACCAGGAAUUUUUCCAAUCCUCUAGGCAUAAUCUUGUAUUUGCAGAUUUGUUUCAAGAAGUUACCUUUUGUAUGUUAAUAGCAUCUGUUCUUGAAAUUAGGCCAAAAAUUAACAAGUGCCCCUUGAUUCAUAAUCGUUCUUAAUUUCAAAAUUUUUUAAAGAAACAUGAGUCAGGUUUUGUGAUCAUGACGGCGGAUCAUGUCAAGAUGCAAGCCACUGUGUUUUACCAUGAUUCAUUGUUUCUGAAAUCAGCAAGAUCAAUUUUUUCAUCUCUGAAACCCAUUCUAUAUCUAGCCCUUGUAAAAAACUUCUUUUUGUCACCUACCGUAACUGAAGGAAAUUUUGCAGAGUUUGCGAAGCACUGGAAAAAGUGACCUCAUAAGAAAGAAAGCAUGUGUGUACAAUAUAUGUUACAGGUCAAAAUUAUAUCCAGGUUAAAAUUUUUUAACCUACGUUGAUUCUCAAGUUCCUUUUUGUCUCCUAGCCCCAAUUAUUCAUGAAUUAGGGCUAGGAGACGAGGGAAAUUGAGAAUCAGCCCAGGUUAAGAAAUUUUAACCUGAAUUUAAUUUUGACCUGCCACAUAUAUAAGAUACCCAAGGCAUUGUCAGUCGGGGAUGACUACCAUAAACAAUAUGGUAGCUAUGAAAACAGCCAUACACCUUGUCUGAACAUAAGACAUUUUGAAACACAGAAACAAAUAACUAUUGUGAGAUGUUGGAAGAGUCAAUUUUUAGGUGCAUUGGUCACGUUUUCAGACCCUGAAAUUUUUAAGGUGAAAAGAAGGAGCCGGUGUUUUAAAUAGCUUUUGUUCUAAAUAGUUAACUUAAUUGUUCAUACCAUUUUAUUGUCAGCUUCCAAUUGUGCCAGUUGUAUUUUACGAUUACAGUUCGAUUUUCAACAAGAAGAACAAGUUAUUUGAGUCUGGUAUGUAUCAAAGUGAAGUUUCCUCUUUAAUGUAAGGCAAUGUAGUUUUCAGUCUUCUUAUUACAUUACAUGCUAAACGUCUUUAUUCUGUAAUUGUUUUGUUUAAUCUAUAUACUGUAUAUAUGUAAUAUAUAUAGGGGAUGUUUGCUUGUUUUUGGUCAGAAAAAAAAUAACGUAAAUUUUAAUAGUGAUUAAUAAACAAAACACAGUCUUUUAAAACUCUCAAACAGAUGUCAUGAGACACAGUUACAUUGUAUGAGUAUAACAAUAUGACCACUGAAAUAGUUAGUGGUACCCAAACCUUAAAAAAAAGAUCAAGAUUGACAUGUGCUGUAGAGCAGUGUUGGAUCAAAGAAUCUUAACUAUGCUUUUCCAUUUCUGCAGGAAUCAUUAAAGUUAAAGUGCUGAAACCCAUACCAACUGAAGGAACCACCCCUGAUGAUGUUUCAGUGAUAACAGAAAAUGUUCGCCAAGUAAUGCUCAAGGUCUUCCAUGAACACGAUCACACUGGCAAUGAAAAUGAUGCAUCUUCAAUUGAUGACAAAAAAAUUAACUGA